Molecule: messenger RNA, 972 nt
Organism: Lucilia sericata (common green bottle fly)
Lineage: Eukaryota; Metazoa; Arthropoda; Insecta; Diptera; Calliphoridae
Product: protein roadkill-like
Exons: 1
Coding region: 51-875 (274 amino acids)
Biological process (GO): regulation of proteolysis; proteasome-mediated ubiquitin-dependent protein catabolic process
Cellular component (GO): cytoplasm; nucleus
Molecular function (GO): ubiquitin protein ligase binding
Source: RefSeq, a predicted model, not a curated record
GCUAGUUGGCAAUUAAUAUUAUUCUAGAUGAUGAAUCAUUUAGUAUCAAAAUGUCGACUCUUACGGUUGAUGAUUCGUCCGUCACUCAAUUAAGGCCACAUAAAUUAAAAUGGACUAUAAACGACUUUCAUCUUAGAGGUUUUGGAGAAACAAUAUCAAGUGAGUUAUUUUCUAAGGAUGUUGCUGGUAAUACUUUAUGUUGGAAAUUGAAAUUGUUCAGCACCACGGAUGGCUCGAUACAUUGCAGUAUUUUUAAAUGCUUUGACCCCCCUAUUGAUAUAUAUGCAGAAGUGUCCAUAAUAGAUUCUGAAGGGUGGCCAAUUUCCGGAAAUUGCGGCAAGUAUAUGUCUACUAGUAAUUCUAUUGACAUACUUAUAUGUCAUAUGAGCAGGCUAAGAGCAUCAAGACACUUCCCUGACAACACCUUAACUAUAUAUUGUGAAAUUUAUCUUAAAAACAAUUGUGUGAUUAUAAAACAAUCAGAUUUUUUUGAAUCACGUUAUGAGAAGUUGAAUUCUGAUUUUGCCAACCUUUUUCUAAAUCCGAAGUUUGCCGAUGUAACAAUAAAAGUGAAGGAUGGUCAUGAAUUUAAAGCUCAUAAAGCUAUAUUAUCUGCUCGUAGUGAAGUCUUCGCUGCAUUGUUUGAUCAUAAAAUGAAGGAAAAUGACGAGAACUGUGUUGCCAUAACCGAUGUUGAUAGUGCCGUAUGUGAGGAAAUGCUGCGUUUUAUUUACUCUGGCAAAGUGAAAAAUUUAAGUACAACGUUAGAACAACUUUUAAUUGCAGCCGAUAAGUACCAAUUGCCAGAUCUAAAAUCCGAGUGUGAGCGACAACUGUAUACUGAAUUCAAUCUAGAUGCUCGUACUAAUAAUUGAUAUAGUGUACUAAUAUUUGUUACAUCGUUAUAGAUUGUAUCGUUUGAAAAACAUACUAUAAAAUUUAAAAUAAAAUAAUCGGUUGAAUUUGGAAAAA